UUCAUCAUGUGCUGGUGUUUUCUGGUAUGAUGUAAUCGCCAGAAAGACUUGAUUAGAAUAAUUUCCGGUUUCCUUGCCUGGUAAUUGAUUGUGCAAUAUCUUUUUCGGUGAAUUUCUGAUGACGAAUGAAGUAGUGACAGUCUAAAUUGUACCAGUCAACGAUUUUAUGACAUUGCAGGUUCUCUAAGAGUGAAAAUCUCUAUCAUGAGGAAGCAGCUUGUGGUCGUGCUUUCCAUAUGUUUCAUUAUCAUUGUUACACUAGUCUUGUUUCACACCAACCAGUACAACGCCAUGAAAAACACAGUGCUCCAAUAUCCCCCGAUUAGUGCCAUACGGGAUUACCUCAACCAUCAGAAUAAAACAGCGGAAUUUCUGGACUCAAUAAAGGGUACAAACAGAAGCAUCACAGUUGUCACAGCAUAUUUCAAUAUAGGACGUUUUCCUAAAGGAAAUCCAAGUCAAGUAAGGACAUCUGAGACCUACAACACGUGGAUGAAGACGUUUCAGUAUCUGAAAAAUCCCGUUGUGUUCUACACAGAUGAUAAGGCCUAUGCAGAUUUCUUUGUAGCACUCCGAAAAAACUCCUCUCUGCUUACAGAAGUAAUACAUAUUAAUCGAUCACAGUUAUGGGCUUUUAAAAUAAUUCCUAAAAUCAAGAAAAUAUACUCAACUCCUGGAUAUCCGCGCCACUACCCGAACACGAUUAGCCCGGAAUAUACAAGUUUAACCCAUUCUAAACAGCAGGUACUUGCCGAUACUGUGAAUAGACAUCCGUUCGAUACAGAAUUCUACUGCUGGCUGGAUGCGGGGUAUUUUAGGGACAAUGUUUACCGUGAGAGGAAAUUUUGGAUGGAGGUUCCAGAUGACUUCAAUAAAUCUCGCAUUGGUGUGACUCGCGUUUUCUACGCGGAUUUAGAAAAUGUAAAUGCGAGAAAUAUUAUAUUAAUGAAUAUAAAUUGGAUUGGCGGUGGACUCUUCCUGGGUAAACCAGAAGUAAUUCUAAAGUUUCACGAUCAAUAUAAAAAGGCUGUGAUGCGAUAUUUAAGUCAAGGAAUCAUGAAUGUAGAGCAGCAUAUUCUAUACGCCAUGUACACGAAAUCAGAGAGGAAAAAGUAUCCGAUAGAUGUGGAAGUACAGUUAUAUAAACCUGGACAGAAGCGAGUCAGGAACAGUAACCCGUGGUUUUAUCUGGGUUAUUUGAUGUAUAGGGAGGAUCCAAAAUAACUGAUAAUAUUGAUAUUUGUAUAAACUUGAAUUUGUCUUUCAGGACCAAGGUCUCUUUCAUGUAUUACCUGCAGUAUUGUCUUAUAGAUGGAUAUUUUAUGAAAAUACCUGCAUAUUUUGUUUGCUUAUUUCAUCUUCAGAACUGUUUGAUGCAAUGUCCAAUAUAUGGUAAGGUCAUAACUUCGUCAUGCUUCUGAACUUGAUAUAGCUUAAUAUUUUGUGAAGAUAUGUACAUGUAAGUAUAGCAUAGUGUUUAGUACUAAUUGCAGUGUAUCUUCCGCUUUUAUGCGCGUUGUAUCUUGACUGAAAUAUCGUAAAAAUUAAAGCCGCCUGUCUUCCAGCAGGCCUGUCUGUCAACAAAUCUGUCCUACUUAUCCAUUCAUCAUACAUCUAACUUCUACAAAGAUGAUGGAACACAUGUAUACGUAAGAAAUACAUUUUAUUUGCGAAAAUGAUUGAGGGUAUGAACUGCGACGCUUCACGCCGGGAUACUCAAUGACGCGCAUUAGCGCUUAUGAAGGAUAUGCUUGCUGGAAGUGUUGCAGUUCAUACCCUCAUGUAUUUUUAAAAUGAAAUUUAUUUCUUAUAUUCACAUUCUACCUUCAUUUCUGUCGAAAUUUCCAGUCAUUCAAAUUGACGCACUCUAUCUACAAUGUACAUGUAUAAAGUAGUAAACUGUUCUGUAUUCAUGCGCGUGUAGUUUACAACUGCGUCGCGUUCAUGGGGAAAUGCAUAUCACUUCAAUUUGUAGAUAUCAAAGGUAAAAACAUUGGAAAUGUAAAUAUUGGUACAUGUAGUUAAAUUUGAUUAAAGUAAUAGAAGGUUAUUUCAAAAAGAUUAAAAGAAGAAAAAACCUCAACCAAACA
Molecule: messenger RNA, 2090 nt
Organism: Ostrea edulis (European flat oyster)
Lineage: Eukaryota; Metazoa; Mollusca; Bivalvia; Ostreida; Ostreidae
Exons: 3
Coding region: 205-1224 (339 amino acids)
Source: RefSeq, a predicted model, not a curated record